Molecule: messenger RNA, 1285 nt
Organism: Blastomyces dermatitidis ER-3
Lineage: Eukaryota; Fungi; Ascomycota; Eurotiomycetes; Onygenales; Ajellomycetaceae
Product: DNA damage response protein
Exons: 3
Coding region: 1-723 (240 amino acids)
Cellular component (GO): membrane; endomembrane system
Source: RefSeq, a predicted model, not a curated record
AUGCUUGCCUUGGUUGCUCCCGAGGUCCACCUGAGCCCCCAGUCUUGUCGCGGCCCCGUUUCAGGUCAGCCCCACGUGAUAUGGCUCCGUUGGUUGUGGAAGUUCCAGAAGCGAAUCGUGGCGGAUCCCAUACCAAUGUUGGUUCAACUUGGUUGCUUCAACUUGCCUUCCGACUUCCACACCAACAGUCAAACUCCCGAUUUGCAGCUAGCUCUUGAAACUCAGUGCCGAGUGCUGGAGAAUGGCGACAGAGCCUCCAUCGCAACCCCAAUAAACCUGGUCCUCCUCUCCCUCUUUGUCCUCCUGGUCUAUUUCCACUUCCGCCCCCGAGAACCUCUCGUCCUUCCAAAAGGCCCACCACCGGUCGUCUUCCGCACCUUCACCCCAACAACCCUCCUCCCAUUCAACGGCAAAGAUGGUGCCCCUGUCUACCUAGCUGUUCGCGGACGGGUCUUUGACGUCUCGUCCGGGCGCAACUUCUACGGCCCAGGCGGCCCCUAUGAAAACUUCGCCGGCAGAGAUGCCACUCGCGGGUUAGCUUGCCAGAGCUUUGACCAGGAAAUGCUAACGAAGGACCUCAAGGGCCCUCUGGAUGAUCUGAGCGGGCUAGAUGCGGAUCAGAUGGAUAAUUUGCGCGGUUGGGAGGAACGCUUUCUGGAGAAGUACCUUGUUGUUGGCAAGUUGGUUGCGGAGGGGGAUCCGGAAGCGCCCAAGUCCGAUUGAGAAGGUUACCUCUCAAAUUGAGCUGAACGAGUGAGCGGAAAAAUGGGUCCGUCUUUCAAAUGACCGAUAUCAUAGCUUUCUCUCUUGUGGGCAUACAAAAUGAUGGACUGUCACUGUUUGCCGUUUUUUUUUUUUUUUUUUUUUUUUUUUUUUUUUUUUUUUUUUUUUUUUUUUUUUGGUUGACGACACCGCGGGAUAUAUACCAAAUCAGAAAGCGACGUGGCAGAAGCAACGCUGGUUCUCGGUCUUGAUGAGAGGGUUAACAAGACUCAGUUUUGAGUACAUUCUAGGCAGCAUAUUAUGUUCAUCAUUCAAAAGAAAUAGCUAGGGGAAGCAGAGAAACCGCUGGUGACUAGUCGUAUUAUGAAAUAUACCAGGUAGAAACGGGGCUGGGAUAGAUGUAUGCAUUGCAUCAAGAUCAUGAACAGGCAUUUUCAUGAACAUUCAAAGGCGACAACGAAGAAUGAAUAUAUUAAUAUAGGAAAAUAUCAAAAUCAGAAGCCCUUCCUUUUGACUCGAAAGAAGAUUUAACAUAUAAUCUGCGUUUUUUUGGAAAGCACAA